GUGAAAAGGCACAUGUUGUUGGAAUACUGCAGUUUAAAUAAUUUUUUUGUUUAUUUUCGGUUACAAAGCUAAUAACUAAUGAACUAAAAAUGUUUAAAUUUGAUUUUUCAAAUAAUGAAGAAGCUCGAGGUGUUUUAAAUGAUAAAAACGAAGAAAACAAAAAUUUAACUUGGCUUCCUGCUACUGAAAUAGAAAUAACUGAUGAGCAAUUUUCUAAAAAACUAUCUGAACGAGAUUAUAUAACUAUUACGUUUGAGAAUGUUGAAUUAAAAAUGAUUAAAUCAGAAAGUGCAAUUUUGAAUUUAAAAGCAAAAAAACAUGACAAAAUUAUUAAAGCAGAAUCACAACAUUCAGAUCUUAUUCCUGCUAUUUAUGAAGGUGGAUUAAAAAUAUGGGAAUGCAGUUAUGAUUUAGGAAAAUAUUUUUAUUCUCAAAACAUUUUUUGUAAAAAUUCUAAAGUACUUGAUCUAGGAUGUGGUACUGGAAUAAUUGGAAUUUUAGCUUUACUCAAAGGAUGUACUGUUCACUUCCAAGAUUAUAAUUCUGAGGUCAUUGAAUUAGUUACCAUUCCAAAUGUCUUAUUAAAUUUAGAAGACAGACAGAAAAUUGAAAAAAACACUCAAUUUUAUGCUGGAGAUUGGGAAAGAUUUGUUGAAUUAUUAAUUAAAAAAUAUCCGAAUGAAACGGAAAAAUACGAUGUCAUUUCAACCUGUGAAACUAUUUACAAUUCCUACAAUUAUCAAAAAUUAUAUCAAGUUUUCAAACAGCAAUUAAAAAAGGAUGGUGUAGGAUAUAUUGCUGGUAAAGUACAUUAUUUUGGUAUAGGUGGUAAUAUGAAAGAAUUUGAAAAAUUAAUAAAAACUGAUAAUGUUUUUAACGUUGAAACUGUUUGGAGAAGUGAAGAAGGCUUACAACGAGAAAUUUUAAAACUUACUCAUCGACAUUAGAAUUAAGGCGAUAAUCUUUCAAAUACCCAUCCAUCCUGACCUUCAUGAAUUAAAAUAUUAUCAAUUUUUUCACCAGGUUUUAAUCGUCUAAAACGGAUUCGAUCAUGUAAACGAUCACUCUGUCCUUGCCAAAAUUCAACUGAAUUGGGAAUAACAAUAAAUCCACCCCUAAUAGAAUAAUAAGGUGUUGUUAUUGAAUCAAAUAUAAUUGAUAAAAGCAAUUAGAAAAUUAUAUCAUACCAACAAGGUGGUCUAGGUACUUUAUUGUCUGGAAACUGUGCUAAUAAUUCUCUUUCUCUGACAAUUAGUGAAUUUCUUCCAGCAAUUACUGCACUUUGUUUACUUGCAUGAGCACCUACUUGGCUUGGAAAUGGUCGAGCGGAAAAAUAUGCAUCUGAAUCUUCUGCAGAAGUCUUUUCUACUCGUCCUUCGAUACGUACCUUAGGUUAAAUUAAAGUAUAAAAUUAAAAAAUACAAAUAUUUUAUUACAAUUAAA
Chelonus insularis is the source of this 1443-nucleotide messenger RNA. RefSeq names its product histidine protein methyltransferase 1 homolog. The transcript has 5 exons. Bases 90 to 947 code for a protein of 285 amino acids. Gene Ontology annotation, molecular function: protein-L-histidine N-tele-methyltransferase activity. NCBI's taxonomy places the organism in Eukaryota, Metazoa, Arthropoda, Insecta, Hymenoptera, Braconidae. The record is from RefSeq and is a predicted model, not a curated record. Gene Ontology annotation, biological process: peptidyl-histidine methylation, to form tele-methylhistidine.